Scleropages formosus (Asian bonytongue) is the source of this 2202-nucleotide messenger RNA. Its product is annotated as ammonium transporter Rh type C 1-like. Gene Ontology annotation, biological process: ammonium homeostasis; ammonium transmembrane transport. Gene Ontology annotation, cellular component: plasma membrane. The record is from RefSeq and is a predicted model, not a curated record. The coding region runs from base 58 to 1515 and encodes 485 amino acids. Gene Ontology annotation, molecular function: ammonium channel activity. Lineage: Eukaryota; Metazoa; Chordata; Actinopteri; Osteoglossiformes; Osteoglossidae. The transcript has 11 exons.
GCUCCAUACCUGCUGAAGAUACUCACCGACAGCUUCGACAUCCGAGCAUCAGGCAACAUGGGGAAUUGCCUGGGGAACCGCUGCGUGGGGAACAAGGACACGAACGUUCGGAUUAGUUUGCCGGCGGUGUGCUUCGUGUGGCAGAUUGCCAUGAUCAUCCUUUUCGGCGUCUUCAUCCGCUACAACUAUGAGUCUGACACUCACUGGGUCGAGUACAUGGCCCAGCAAAACAUCACGAGCAACAUCGAAAAUGAUUUCUAUUAUAGGUAUCCGAGUUUCCAGGAUGUCCAUGUAAUGAUCUUUGUGGGCUUUGGGUUCCUUAUGACAUUUCUGAAGCGAUAUAGUUUUGGGGCAGUUGGCUUCAAUUUCCUAGUUGCUGCCUUUGGUAUUCAGUGGGCACUGCUGAUGCAGGGCUGGUUUCACUCUCUGGACUACACGGAUGGAAAAAUUAAAAUUGGAAUUGAGAACCUCAUCAAUGCUGAUUUCUGUGUGGCUGGCUGCUUGAUUGCAUAUGGUGCAGUGCUUGGCAAGGUCAGCCCUGUCCAGCUUCUGGUCAUGACCCUGUUUGGUGUCACCCUUUAUGCUGUGGAGGAGUUCAUUAUCCUCUCUGUCCUUCAUGCUUGUGAUGCUGGUGGCUCCAUGGUGAUCCACACAUUUGGGGCUUACUAUGGCCUGGCCAUUUCCUGGGUUCUUUAUCGACCAAACUUGGACCAAAGCAAACGUCUCAUUGGCUCCGUGUAUCACUCAGAUGUGUUUGCCAUGAUUGGCACACUCUUCCUGUGGAUGUUCUGGCCCAGUUUCAAUUCUGCCAUUGCUUACCAUGGAGAUGGCCAACACAGGGCAGCAAUCAACACCUACCUAUCCUUGGCUUCUUGUGUUCUUACUACUGUAGCUAUUUCCAGUGUUACCCAGAAGAAAGGCAAACUGGAUAUGGUGCACAUCCAGAAUGCCACACUUGCUGGGGGUGUUGCUGUAGGAACUGCUGCUGAAUUUUUGCUGACAUGCUAUGGAUCCCUUAUUGUGGGCUUCUGCUGUGGCAUAAUCUCAACUUUUGGCUACCUUGUCCUAACACCAUUCAUGGAGAAAUCGCUGAAGAUCCAGGAUACUUGUGGAAUUCAUAACCUACAUGCCAUUCCCGGUUUCCUCGGGGGUGUUGUAGGAGCCAUCACUGCAGCAGCUGCCACUCCUUCAGCAUAUGGAGAGGAAGGACUGAUUGAGACCUUUGACUUCACUGGGAACUUUAAAAACAGGUCCCCAAAUAUUCAAGGGGGAUAUCAGGCAGCUGGAUUGUGUGUGGCUUUAGUGUUUGGGAUAGGAGGAGGCAUUUUGGUUGGUCUCAUACUGAAGCUGCCAAUCUGGGGGGACCCUGCUGAUGAUGCCUGCUUUGAUGAUGAGGCAUAUUGGGAGCUCCCUGAGGAUGAAGAGAACAUUCCCCCCAUUCUAGAGUACAACCACAACAUGACCAGGAAGCAGCAAGAGGUGUCUGAGUCUAGUUUCACAGUGGAACAGAGCUAGGCUCCUCCUUUCCCCAGCAGUGGACAAAAUGGCAUGCUCUUCACAUGAUAAAAUGUACAUGAUGCUGCAUACCUUCUAAAAUUCUGAAUUUGUGAAAUGUAUAAAAUGGUCAUACAGACUGGAGACAUGUAUUAUAACACCUGCAGAUAACAGAACAGCAUUAUAACUGAAGCUGUAAGAGGUCUUGUUGUACUCUGUCAGUGAGUGCAGCAGAUUGGGUGUUUGUUUUAGACCAGAACAAGGAACCUCUUCAGCAUCAUAUCUUGUGAUUUACAGACUGAAGCAGUUCCGCUACAAAUCUGUUCUUUCAUGGAGAAAAUUUAACAGGAUACCAAAUCUAUUUUUUUAUAUUUCAGUCCAAACAGACUUGAGGCUGAAGCUUUCUGGUUUCUGCAUUUGAAUAAUGCAGGUUAGUACUGUCCCAUCCAGUUUACAGUAAUGGGGUAAUAUUCAUAUUAUUUUCUGAAAUAAACUAUUCUCAUGUCAAAUUCAUUGUUGUGCUGUUGAAAAAAAAAGCUUGUACCAUUUGCCUAUAUUAGUUCUUGAUAGAAAAGAAAAUUGUUUCCAAGUUGAAGAAAACUGAGUACACCUGUGGCUAAAUGUUAACACAUUCAUUGUUGCAUUUUAAAAACUGUCCUGUAUUGGUGUGUUCAGGAAAUGUGCAAGUGUCCUUGAACACAAUCUCUA